CCAAUCCCAACACAAGCUUCAGCAGCACUUCCUCUUCUUCCCAAUCUCGCACACCUCUCGGAGCUAGGCGGAGCGGCGAUGUCGGGGCGCGGCAAGGGCGCCAAGGGGUUGGGCAAGGGCGGCGCCAAGCGCCACCGGAAGGUGCUCCGCGACAACAUCCAGGGCAUCACCAAGCCGGCGAUCCGGAGGCUGGCCAGGAGGGGCGGCGUGAAGCGCAUCUCCGGCCUCAUCUACGAGGAGACCCGCGGCGUGCUCAAGAUCUUCCUCGAGAACGUCAUCCGCGACGCCGUCACCUACACAGAGCACGCCCGCCGCAAGACCGUCACCGCCAUGGACGUCGUCUACGCGCUCAAGCGCCAGGGCCGCACCCUCUACGGCUUCGGAGGCUAGAUCCGUGGGUUCCGCGGGUGGCGGUAGCGGUAGUUGGGACUGUGUCUGUCGUGUGUCCUCUGUGAUGUGUGCUGUGGGAGAUGGGAUUUGCUACCGCUUUGGCGUGCGUCGUUGUGUUCCGUGUCUUGUUUUCAUAGGCUGUAAUACCUUGUUGCGGUCAAUGAAACUAGUUCUGUUCUGAAUCCUUA
Messenger RNA from Triticum dicoccoides, 578 nucleotides. Its product is annotated as histone H4-like. Gene Ontology annotation, molecular function: structural constituent of chromatin; protein heterodimerization activity; DNA binding. NCBI's taxonomy places the organism in Eukaryota, Viridiplantae, Streptophyta, Magnoliopsida, Poales, Poaceae. The transcript has a single exon. The record is from RefSeq and is a predicted model, not a curated record. Gene Ontology annotation, cellular component: nucleosome. Bases 79 to 390 code for a protein of 103 amino acids.